GGGGUGAAGACUCUGCCGCUCGCCGCCGGCUCCCAGGUGCCCGCGGCCUCCCUCAGCCACUCGAAGUGCGAGCUGGCCGGCUCGCCGAACUCGAUCCGGACCUGCGGGCAGACCGGGAAGCCGGCCAGGAUCGAAGCGGCUCCAGAGAGGAGAGGCCUGGCCUGUUCAAUUCCCCCCUCAUAUGACAAAUCUCCCAUCUCAGGAACCAGUGGAGUUUCACUGCACACCCUCUCUUUGCAAUUCAUCCAAUCUGCAUUUACAUGCAUCCUGAGUUAUAGAAAUAAAAGUUGCUAUACUGAAGAACAUAAAACUGCUUGUGGAAAGUUAAAAUAAUGGAGGCAAAUUAUACUUUAAAAUGCCACCCUACCCUCGUUCUGUGCGUCCUCAGACAAUGCGGAUUCACGGUUUCGCGGGACGCCCCGCUUUCCCGCCAAUGCGAGUCACGUGUGCACGCCUCACGGUCUCACUUCCGGCAGUCCCUCCGUGGUUUUGGCGGCCGGCGUGUGGAUCUCGUACGCUUCUGCUGUCCUUACCUCCGGCGCACUGACUUUGUGCUUGAAGUAUUUAACCAUGCCUCCAAAGCGCCCGAUGUCAAGUCCUGGGCCAUCAGCCAAGCGGCAGAGAACCGCUUUAACACUUGAAAAAAAGUUGGAAAUUGUUAACAGGGCCGAGGCGGGUGAGGGUAACACAGCUCUGGGACGCCACUUCGGCCUGGGUGAGUCCACGAUCAGAAACAUAAAGAAAAACGCCGAGAAAAUAAAAAGUGCAGUGGUUGAUUCAUCACAGGUGUCUUCAAAGAUUGUUACCAAAGUGCGCAACCCGAUUAUGACAAAAAUGGAGAAAAUGUUGAGUUUGUACAUUGAGCGUGAGACAAAGACGAAAACGACGCUCAGUUUCGAUCAUCUUCGUGUGAAAGCUUUGGAAAUUUAUGGGCGCCUUUGUUCAGAGGCUAGUGAGGAAGUGUCAGGUGAUAUUGUUAGCUUUAAUGCAAGUAGGGGGUGGUUUUCUAAGUUUGUUAAUCGUCACAAGCUUCACAACUUAGCAGUGCGUGGUGAGCAGGCUAAUGAUGACCACGAAGCUGUUGGACGCUACCCUGAGCAGUUGCGGGCUAUGAUAGCUGAGUUAGGCAUCACACCGAAGCAGGUGUUUAAUGCAGACGAGACCGGGCUUUUUUGGAAGCGUAUGCCGAAACGCACUUACAUAAGUAAGGAUGAAAUGACUGUGUCAGGUUUCAAGGCAGCACAGGAUAGAUUGACUCUGCUUAUGUGUUCCAAUGCCGAAGGAGACUGUAAGAUGAAGCCUCUUGUAGUUUACCAUUCACUGAACCCCCCUGCUCUUCAGGGAUUGAGUAAGAAUAUGCUUCCUGUCCACUGGGCAGCUAACAAGAAAGCAUGGGUCACUGGUCAAAUCUUUGAAGAUUGGUUUGCUAAUCAUUUUGCUGUGGAGGCUGAACGCUACUGCCGGGAACAGAAUCUUGCCUUUAAAGUUCUUUUGUUGCUUGACAAUGCACCAGCCCAUCCUAAGCAUUUGGACAGCAUUCAUCCUAACAUAACAGUGCGUUUCCUGCCGCCUAACACAACAUCGCUGAUUCAACCACUCGACCAAGGUGUGAUACCCACAUUCAAGGCGUAUUUUUUACGCCGAACCUUCUCUCAGAUGCUACAAGCAACAGACGGUUUUGAAAAACCCGGGAGGUUACCAACGGUGAGGGAAUGGUGGAAAUCCUUGAACAUCAGACAUGCCAUCAACAAUAUUGAUGAAUCCUGGAGAGAGGUCAAGCCUUCCACUCUCAGUGGAGCGUGGAAAUCAGUUUGGGCGGAGGGUGUGCACACCCUCAAGGGGUUUCCUGCCUUCACUGCAGCUGUCCAGGAUUGUGUGGCCCUGGGCCUUAAAAUUGGUGGCGAAGGAUUCUCAGAUCUCAAGACUGCUGACGUGUUAGAACUCCUGGAUUCUCAUGAUGAAGAAUUAAGUGUGGAUGACCUGCGUUUAACUCAGACUGAAGGUGAUAACGAUGAAGAAGAAAGUGUUGAGUUGCAGGUGAAGGAUUUUACGGUGAAGCAACUGGGAGAAUUUUUUAAGGCUGCGGAACACUUGGCACAAAUGGCGAUGGACAUGGACCCAAGUUUAGAACGGAGUCAGCAUUUCAGUCGUUCCCUGCAGUCAACCCUUCUUCCCUACAAACAAAUUUAUGCUGAGAAACAAAAUGCUGCCAAGCAAACAACCCUCACCACUUUCUUCAAACCGGUGUCAUCUGCUGCCGGCAGUUCUAGGAGUUCUGUGAGUCUUCCUUCACCCCUUGAUGACCCUGACGACCGACAAUCACGCAUCUCCACUGCCACUGUUGCCCUGUCUAAAAAAAAGAAAAAAGAAGAAAAAAAGAAAGAAGAAAGAAAGAAAGAUUGCCUGGAUAUCGGAGGGUCCCCACAUGCUCCAUGGAGUUCAAAAUAACUUUAGUAUAUAUCUUUACUUUCCCCCCCCCCCAAAUAAUUUUAUCUUCAAAGGACCUAUAUAUUUAAUCCUAUAUUUUAUAGAUAAGGGUGCCAAAUUUUCAAAAAUAUAUUCAUUUCCUAAAUUAUAAGUAAUUUUUUCAAGUGGAAUGCAGCUAUAUAUUUCAUUAUUCCAACGGUCCAUAGUUAAGUAUGAAUCUGAUUUCCAAAUAACUGCAAUAGCAUUUUUGGCUACUGCCAAUGCAAUUUUUAUAAAUUUUUUUUCUGAUAUUUAUUCACUUUAGGUUUUGGUAUAAUCCCUUCAAUAUUGCCUAAUAAAAAUAAUAUUGGGUUAUGUGGAAGUUGUAUUCCAAUAAUUUGUUCCAGUAAAAAUCUUAGAUUUAUCCAAAAAGGUUGAAUUUUAAAACAAGACCAAGUAGAGUGUAAAAAAAGUACCGAUUUCUUGAUUACAUCGGAAACAUUGGUCAGAUAAAUUUGGGUUUAAUCUAUUUAUUUUUUGUGGUGUAAUAUAUAAUUGAUGUAAAAAAUUGUAUUGUACUAAUCUAAUUAGGAUAUUUAUUGUAUUUGUCAUACUAUCAAGGCAUAGUCUUGACCACUUUUUUCAUCAAUUUUAAAAUUCAAAUCAGUUUCCCAUUUUUGUCUUGACUUAUGAAUUCCUGGUUUAAUUGUCUGUUUUUGAAUCAAAUUAUACAUACAAGAUGUAAAUUUUUUAAUUUUUCCUUUUUGAAUUAAAGUUUCUAUUUCAUUAGGUUUUGGCAUUAACAUUGUUUGACCUAGUUUAUCUCUUAAAUAAGCCUUUAAUUGAAAAUAACAGAAAAGAGUGUUAUUUGAUAUUUUAUAUUUAUUCUUUAAUUGAUCAAACGACAUCAAUAUACCUCCUUCAAAACAGUCACCUAUAUAUCUGAUCCCUUUUUGAAACCAGUUAUAUAAAAGUUGGUUAUCCAUUGUAAAAGGAAUAAGUCUAUUUUGAAUUAGGGUUCUCUUUGCUAAUAAAAAUUUCUUUAUCUCAUCCACAUUUAUUUUAUUCCAUAAAUCAAUCAAAUGUUUUAGUAUAAGAGAUUCUUUCUUUUCCCGUAUCCAUUUGGAUUCCCAUUUAUAUAUAAAAUCUUCUGGUAUAUUUUCUCCUAUCUUAUCUAACUCUAUUCUAAUCCAUGCCGGUUUAUCUUCAUCAAAAAAAGAUGCAAUAAAUCUAAGUUGAUUUGCUUUAUAAUAAUUCUUAAAAUUUGGGACUUGUAACCCUCCUAAGUCAAAUUUACAUGUCAAUUUUUCCAACGAUAUUCUUGACAUCUUACCUUUCCAAAGAAACUUCCUCACAGAUUUAUUCAACUCUUUUUUAAAAAAAAAUUUUUAACGAAUUUUCAAAUAGGUUACAGAAAGAAAAAAAAAUUGUCAGCCCUUCCCCCCCCUCCCCUUAACCCCUCCCCCCUAACAUAUCCCUAUAGAAAAAAAAAGAGAGGAAAGAAAGAAAGAUUGCCUGGAUAUCGGAAGAUCCCCGCAUGCUCCAUGGAGUUCAUAAUAGUUUUAAUAUGUAUAUUUAAUUCUUUCCCCAGAUAACCAAUAAUUUUAUCUUCGGAGCACCUAUAUAUUUAAUCCUAUCUUUUGUAAAUAAGGGCGCCAAAUUUUCAGAAAUAUUUCAUAUUUAUCUCUUAAAUUAUAAGUAAUUUUUUCAAGUGGAAUGCAGCUAAAAAUUUCAUUUUUCCAACGAUCUAUACUUAAGUAUGAAUCUGAUUGCCAAGUAACUGCAAUAGCCUUUUUGGCUACUGCCAAUGCAAUUUUUGCAAAUUCUUUCUGAUAUUUAUUCAAUUUGGAUUUCAGUUUUAUCCCUUCGAUAUCGCCUAGUAAAAAUAAUGUUGGAUUAUGUGAAAGUUGUAUUCCAAUAAUUUGUUCCAGUAAAACUCUUAAAUUUGUCCAAAAAGGUUGAAUUUUAAAACAAGACCAAGUAGAGUGUAAAAAAAUACCAAUUUCUUGAUUACAUCGAAAACAUUGAUCAGAUAAAUUUGAGUUUAAUCUGUUUAUUUUUUGUGGUGUAAUAUAUAUUUGAUGUAAAAAGUUAUUUUGUACUAAUCUUAGUCGAACAUUUAUUGUAUUUGUCAUACUGUCAAGACAUAAUCUUGACCAACUUGUUUCAUCAAUUCAAAUCAGUUUCCCAUUUUUGUCUUCACUUAUGAAUUCCUUGUUUAAUUGCCUGUUUUUGAAUCAAAUUAUACAUACCAGAAAUAAUUUUUUUAAUUUUUCCUUUAUGAAUUAAAGUUUCUGUUUCAUUAGGUUUCGGCAAUAACAUUGUUUGACCCAGUUUAUCUCUUAAAUAAGCCCUUAAUUGGAAAUAACAAAAAAGAGUGUUGUUUGAUAUUUUAUGUUUAUUCUUUAAUUGGUCAAAUGACAUUAAUAUACCUCCUUCAAAACAAUCUCCUAUAUAUCUAGUCCCUUUGUGAAACCAGUUAUAUAAAAGUUGAUUAUCCAUUGUAGAAGGGAUAAGUUUAUUUUGAAUUAAAGGUCUCUUUGCUAAUAAAGAUUUCUUUCUCAUCAUCAACACUUAUCUUAUUCCAUAAAUCAAUCAAGUGUUUUAGUAUAGGAGAUUCUUUCUUUUCCCGUAUCCAUUUCAACAUCAUUUCAGUUAAC
Hypanus sabinus (Atlantic stingray) is the source of this 5066-nucleotide messenger RNA. Its product is annotated as tigger transposable element-derived protein 1-like. Gene Ontology annotation, cellular component: nucleus. Gene Ontology annotation, molecular function: DNA binding. The record is from RefSeq and is a predicted model, not a curated record. The coding region runs from base 571 to 2448 and encodes 625 amino acids. NCBI's taxonomy places the organism in Eukaryota, Metazoa, Chordata, Chondrichthyes, Myliobatiformes, Dasyatidae. The transcript has 4 exons.